This is a messenger RNA of Onthophagus taurus, 408 nucleotides long. RefSeq names its product Signal recognition particle 9 (gene Srp9). Gene Ontology annotation, molecular function: 7S RNA binding. The record is from RefSeq and is a predicted model, not a curated record. Lineage: Eukaryota; Metazoa; Arthropoda; Insecta; Coleoptera; Scarabaeidae. Gene Ontology annotation, biological process: SRP-dependent cotranslational protein targeting to membrane; negative regulation of translational elongation. Gene Ontology annotation, cellular component: signal recognition particle, endoplasmic reticulum targeting.
CUACACGUCAUACGUCAAAAUCCUUGUCAAUUCGAAACUGCAAGUUUUUGUGGUUUUUAUAGGUUAUGUGAUUGAAAAGAACAAUAAAUUUCAGAUAAAAUGACCUUUUUGAAAUCAUGGGAAGAAUUUGAGAAAGCAGCGGAGCGAUUGUACCUUCAAGACCCAUCUAAGGUUCGAUACACGAUGAAAUAUGUGCACUCAAAGAACCAUUUACUUUUAAAAAUGACCAACGAUGUUGUUUGUUUACAAUUUAAAACAGAAAUAGCCCAAGAUGUAAGAAAGAUCGAUAAAUUUAUUAACAAUCUUAUGAGGCAUAUGGCAUCCAAGGAGCAUUAAAAUCAACAUUUUUAUGUAACUUAAAUAAUAAGUGUUUGUAUUGUUUAAAUAUAAUUAUAAUUUUGAAGAAAA